GCAGGGAAUCGAGGAGCGCAGCGCAGGAAGGGGGAGGGGAAAGGGCAGCAGGCAGCAGCGCAGCGCCGGCGAGCGAGCGGGCGCCUUCGAGGAUCAAAAUGUGAGGGCGAGCCCGGUGGGCUCCGAUCGCUGAUUCCCGAGCCGCCCGCGCUCCGCCCGUGCGCUGAUCCCGAACACUCAAGAUGCUGGAUCCUAGGUGGAGUGCCGUUUCGGCCUACGUGUCGGAGUACUGGUCUGUGAUAAUCGCCACUGCCGUGUUCGCGUGUGUGGGCGCGGUGACCAUCUACUACGUGGUGAAUCAGCUGAACAAGAACAUCAGCCUGAGCCUGGUGAAGGCUAUCAGGGUCAGGGCGAAGCAGUACAAGAAAUGGAAGGACAAGGUCCCCGCCGCGUCCCACGUCUGGAGGAAAGAAGUUAUCCCCCGCAGUAAAGGCCUGAAAUGCUGCGUGUGCCUCAAGUCCGUUUCGCCGCCUCAGUACUCUGGGGCCACCAUCCAUCAGUGCGAUAUCUGCGGCGCCGCCGCGCAUCCGAGCUGCUCAGGGAAUGCGCACAAGGAUUGCAAGUGUGUUUCCAUGGCUGGUUUGAACCAUGUCCUUCACCAGUGGGCUGUGCAGUGGAUUGAGACAGCGGAUCACUCCGAGGAAGACUCGUUCUGUUGCUACUGCGAUGAAUCUUGCAAUGGAGCUUUCCUUGCAGGGUCUCCGAUUUGGUACUGUAUGUGGUGUCAACGGCUCGUGCAUGUUGACUGCCACAGCAGCUUAGCCAAGGAAACUGGUGAUAUCUGUGACUUGGGACCAUUGAAGCGGCUGAUAUUGUCACCUCUUUGUGUUAAGGAGCUUCAUUGGACAGGUGCAGGGAUUUUGAGUUCUAUCACAAGUGGGGCUAAUGAAUUGGCUUCCACUGUCCGAGAAACGAUUAUGAUUCGUAGAAAAAGGUACAAAAAUGGUACUGCAUCUGCUGACUCAGAUAGCUCUGGGGCUAUUGAGCUACCAUCUGAUGCUGAAGGAGACUCGCAAGAAGCAAAUAGCGCAGCAAAGAGGAGGGAUGAUCAGACCAACGGCAAACUCGAUGAGGUACACCAAAGCUCCGAAUCAGAGAAAGAAAAACAAGUUGUAUCAGAUAACACAGCUGCAACUGGUAGGUCAAAUGGGCAACGUGAGAAUUCUCAUGUACAGAACAAUCAGAAGUAUGAAAUUGUCAACGUGCCUUCUGAUUCCAGGCCCCUCCUUGUUUUUGUUAACAAGAGAAGUGGUGCUCAGAGUGGUGAUUCAUUGAGACAGCGUCUGCAGAUCCUUCUUAACCCUGUGCAGGUUUUUGAGUUGAGCAAGCAGCAAGGUCCAGAAGUUGGUUUAGCUUUGUUUCGGAAGGUAACCCACUUCAGAGUUCUUGUAUGUGGUGGAGAUGGCACUGCUGGUUGGGUUUUAGAUGCCAUUGAGAAACAGAAGUUCGAAGCUCCGCCUCCUGUAGCCAUCCUUCCAGCUGGUACUGGUAAUGAUCUUGCGAGGGUUCUGUGUUGGGGUGGUGGCCUUGGUGUUAUUGAGAAGCGGGGAGGUCUCUUCUCAGUUUUGCAAGAUGUUGAGCACGCAGCAGUCACUGUUCUAGACAGAUGGAAGAUCGCAAUUAAGGACAAACAAGGGAAGCUUAUGGCACCACCAAAAUUUAUGAACAACUACUUUGGGGUUGGUUGCGAUGCAAAGGUUGCCUUAGAUAUCCAUAACUUGAGGGAAGAAAACCCUGAGCGGUUUUAUAGCCAGUUUAUGAACAAGGUGCUUUAUGCAAGAGAGGGAGCAAAGAACAUCAUGGACAACACGUUUGAUUAUUUUCCUUGGGAUGUCAAACUUGUGAUAGACGGAUCCAAAAUUGAUAUUCCUCAGGACUCUGAAGGUAUCCUUGUUGCCAAUAUCCGAAGCUACAUGGGAGGGGUUGACCUAUGGAAGAAUGAGGAUGAUGUCUCUGACACUUACCUCCCUCAAUCCAUGCAUGACAAGAAGCUGGAAGUAGUUAGCUUCACCGGAAUGCUGCAUCUGGGAAGGCUGCAGGUAGGGCUUUCUCGUGCGAAAAGAUUAGCUCAAGGUCAUCAUAUAAAGAUUGAGAUCAGUACGACAAUGCCAAUCCAAGUGGAUGGAGAGCCAUGGUCUCAGGAGCCAUGCACCAUAGAAGUUUCUCAUCGUAACCAGGCCUUCAUGCUGAAGAGAGUUUCCGAAGAACCUCUCGGUCAUGCUGCUUCCGUCAUGGCUGACAUCCUGGAAAAUGCUGAGAACAGCGGCAUCAUUUCGGCCAUGCAGAAGAGGACUCUGCUUCAAGAGAUAGCAUCUAGGCUUUUGUAGGACAGUUCUAACACUCGCGCUUGUAGUUGUGUAGCGCUCACCCUAUAACUUGUUCUCUUGUUUUCAGCUGGCAGAUGCUUCCUUCCAGGCUGGAAGGGAACUAUGCCUGGACGUUUGUACAUACAGUCGUGGUAUUUUACGCCUGAUUUGGGUUGUGGCUGUGUAAAAUUUUGUGUAAAAUUUUGAACGCCCUAUUGGGUUGGGCAUAGUUGGUUAGGGCCCUGCCAGAGCAUUGUGUGUACUUUGUUGCCCUUGGUGAGGCUAGAAAACGUGAUAUCAUUUCUUGGUUGUUGAAACUUGAAAGAAUGAAUUUUCAACGUUGUUGAUCUGGAUUCCAAUUUU
Panicum virgatum (switchgrass) is the source of this 2669-nucleotide messenger RNA. Its product is annotated as diacylglycerol kinase 1-like. Gene Ontology annotation, molecular function: ATP-dependent diacylglycerol kinase activity. Lineage: Eukaryota; Viridiplantae; Streptophyta; Magnoliopsida; Poales; Poaceae. The transcript has 8 exons. Bases 183 to 2327 code for a protein of 714 amino acids. The record is from RefSeq and is a predicted model, not a curated record.